Molecule: messenger RNA, 2449 nt
Organism: Setaria italica (foxtail millet)
Lineage: Eukaryota; Viridiplantae; Streptophyta; Magnoliopsida; Poales; Poaceae
Exons: 3
Coding region: 5-2296 (763 amino acids)
Source: RefSeq, a predicted model, not a curated record
CAAUAUGGCAGCCCCCUGCAAUUUCGCCCUCAUCGCCGUCGAAUCCUCCCGAUCCGCCCCGGGGAUGGGGAGCUUCUCCUGUUUCCACCACGGCGACAUGGAGAGGCGGUCUACCCUCGACGAAGGCGCGCUCAAAAAGUGGUUCGAGAACAGCCGCGCGCGGAUCGACGAGUUCUACGAUGAGGCGGCGCGCCGGCUGCCCCUCAAGGAGAUGCCGGAGCUGGACGGCUGCAUCUACGCGGGCGGCCUCUGCUUCGGCCUCGCAGACCCCGUCACCAACAUCAUCCUCAACGCCGUCGGCCUGCUGCUCCACGACCAACAAGGGGAGCACCCGCCCCCACAUGGGAGGGUCCGCGUGUACGAGGGGUGGCGGGAUGUCGUCUGGCGAUCCAUCGACGGCAUCGCCGCCUUCAUGAAUGCCUACUUCCGCUACCUCAGCACUGACCAGGCCAAGCGCUACCUCUACCUGGCAUCCCAAGACCUCACCCUCGCCAUCAAGCUCGUCCACCACGACAGAUUCGCGCAAGGAUCCUCGAAUCAACGGCGACCUUUGCUCCCAGACGGCGGCAAACUCAAGGCAGCCCUCAGGUUUGCCGCGCUCAAAGCGCAGCACCCGGCGCCCGACGUCCUGGCGGGGCUCAUGACGGCGGAGUACCCCCGUGACACGCUCGCCCCUGUCCUGUUCAAGCUUGGAAAUCAGCAAGGUGGAAAGGAGCAGCUCACCACGGACGACGUCUUGGAAAUCAGGGACCUUCUGGCACACCAAUGGCCGCCAACUCCGCAGCCAGCCAACAUAGAUUUCUGGUGCCGUCCAAAUGGCCGCACUUGUACCCGCCGCGGCGACGAUGGCGUGCUUGUGAUCUCAAACUCCCUCGGGGAGGACCUUGUCGCCCAAACCUCUAUCGUGACAACCCGCGAUUACUUCCAGACUCAGCAGCAAAACUACAUCUCCGACUUGGUAUUCUGCUGUGAGGACAUGGAGACCAAGCUAUCCAGAUGUCUCGAGGCAUCAGCACUCGCAGCUUCUGCCAUGGCAACAGAGGUGAACUAUGAUGUCCCCCCAUGCGAGCACAUAAUAUCCGUGAAGAUGUGCCUGCUCGACACCAUCCACGCCUUGUACAUCAAGGCACUUGCCACACUGCCCAGCAAGCCCAGCCUCCUCCGUGCUCUCCUUGUCGCUGGACAUUGCUACGGCCUCAUGGACCCCGUGUCCAACAUUAUCCUCAACUCAUUCUGGUACGAUGUGGCCUUCCCACUUGCACGGGGUGUUGAAGUUGAUUUACCUCAAGGCAUCCUCGACACCAGACCCAUGGCCCGCUUGGAGUCCCGUUCCCUCGAUGGACUUGUGGCCAUGGUGCAGGGCACCUUCGGGUCGAAACACCGUGCUUUGGAGUUCCUUAGCUCUUUGGACUGUGACUUAACUAGAUCAUCAUAUCUUGGUCGUCCCAUCAUAAAGAUAGCACGCAAUGUCUCUUUUGCUGCUGUGGCCGAGAUUGCCAAACACCCCCAGCACACUGCGUUUGGAUCAUUCCUCAUGUCCCUGUCGCCAGAGAAGAUCGGCCACCUUCACUCCUUGAUCUCAGCUGCUCAUUGGGACCAGCUAAUCAGAGUCCUCAGCAAUGAAAUGUACAGUGUAUGGCCUGUGUCAGUGCUAAAGGAGGAGGAUUCCUCUCUCGUUUCUCCAUUUGUGUCAGCGCGGAUUUCUGGAAAGAGGUUGGCGUUCAUAAGGAAUCUGGACUUUGUUCACACCGAGCUGAAUAAAGUGCUACGCAAAUACUGCAAUCAGCAUCCUUGGGAACCAAGUUACCAGCUUGACAUUAUCUGUGGAGUGACAGCAUCCAGUUCUCCAUUUCACCCAAAUUUCUAUCAUGCCAACUUUUUGGCGACUAUAAAUGAUGCUAUUGGAUCAUCCCAUGAGCGCACACUCUUCUUCGCUGAAUUCUGGGUGUCACCUUCUCGUGAAGAUGUUCAAUCGAAGCCAUCUAGCUGCUGCCCUAUAUAUGAUUACAGUGCAUGCAUUGGUCGUUGCUCCUUUUGUGAGGACGAAGGAAACAAGAUUUUGCAUCCACCCUCUGGUCAUUCCCGUGAUUUUAAUGGCUCCAUCAAUUUAUACCGCUCCGCUGUGAGGGCAUAUAAGGAUGUUUUGAAAGGCUUGCUGGUGUCAGACUUUAUUUAUUUUGAUCCUGGCAGAGAUGUUGAGCUUGCUAAGAUUAUUCAUGACUAUGAAGAUAACAAUAUUCCUGAGAUGCUGGAUACCAAACCAUCUUUAGUGUGUGAGCGCCCUCGGUUUAUUUAGUUUUACAUCUUGAGUGUUUCUUCUCGCUUGGAGAAAGAUAUUUACUAUUGAUGUGUAUCAGCUAUCACCUCUCCUUAGCUGUAGAAUUAUAUGCAACUGACGUCCUGAAUGUUUAAGUAGCAAAAUAUGGCCAAUUGUUACUGCUAUUUUCUG